GUAAAGUAAUUUUUGCCUUAUUGGGUAGUGAUAUAUACAUAUAUAUGAAGUUUUGAUACAAUGAGAGAUGAAAACUGCAAGAAAAGCAAGGUUUCUUGGUCUAAAACACUCAAGAGAUGGUUUGGUGUUAAAAGUAAAGCUGAAGAUUUCCAUGCUGAUGAUUUUAGUUCAAGAGGUGGUGAUGAAGAAUGGAUUAAUAAUUUCAAUGAAAGAGAAGCUUGUACCAUCAAGAAAAACACAAGAACAGAAAGAUCGAGUAAAAAGAAUGCUAAUCGACGUACCCGAAGUAAGAUUGAUCUUGAUGCGGCUCAAGUGAGAAACGUCGACAAUUAUAGAAUCUUUGUUGCUACAUGGAAUGUGGCUGGAAAAUCGCCUACAAGUGGCUUAAAUCUUGAAGAUUGGUUGCAUACUUCACCUCCGGCUGAUAUUUAUGUUCUAGGGUUUCAAGAAGUAGUUCCUCUAAAUGCUGGAAAUGUUUUGGGCACUGAAGACAACGGUCCAGCGAAAAAAUGGCUAGCACUAAUUCGGAAAACACUUAAUAGUCUUCCAGGAACAAGUGGUGGAUUCCAAACUCCAUCACCAGUUCCUGAUCCAGUAGUUGAACUAGACUCUGAUUUUGAAGGAUCAACACGACAAAAAUCUUCAUCUUUUUUCCAACGACGAUCUUUCCAAUCAUUAAGCCGUAGCAUGAGGAUGAACGAGAGUGAAAUGUCAAUUCCAAGGCCCCAUUUUGAACGUAGAUACAGUGUUUGUGAUCGAGCAAUGUUUGGAAAUAGGCCGAGUGAUUAUGAACCUUAUUUUAGAUGGGGUGAUGGUUCUUCAGAUGAAGACAAUGGGCCAGAUGAUUCACCUAAUGAAACACAUUACUCGCAAAUUCCCUCUAGUGGAUCUUUCUCGAUGGAAGAAAAAGAUAGGCCCAUUGGGAAUUCGAGGUAUUGUUUGGUUGCUAGUAAGCAAAUGGUAGGGAUUUAUCUAACGGUCUGGGUAAAAAGUGAUCUUAGAGACGAUGUUCAUAACAUGAAAGUGUCUUGUGUUGGCAGAGGAUUGAUGGGGUAUCUCGGAAACAAGGGUUCGAUCUCAAUCAGUAUGUCGUUGCACCAAACGAGUUUUUGCUUCAUUUGUAGUCACUUGACUUCGGGCCAAAAAGAAGGUGACGAGUUGAGGCGAAACUCAGAUGUGAUGGAAAUACUUAGAAAAACUCGAUUUCCAAGAGUUCAACGAAUGGGGGAUGAAAAUUCUCCUCAAACAAUCCUUGAGCAUGAUCGGAUUAUAUGGCUUGGAGACUUGAAUUACCGGAUUGCUCUUUCUUAUCGAGCUGCAAAGGCUCUUGUUGAGAUGCGAAAUUGGUGGGCUUUGUUGGAAAAUGACCAGCUCCGCAUAGAACAAAGAAGAGGGCGUGCCUUUGUAGGAUGGAAUGAAGGGAAGAUAUAUUUCCCCCCGACGUACAAAUAUUCAAAUAAUUCAGAUAGAUAUGCAGGUGAUGAUAUGCAUCCCAAAGAAAAACGAAGAACUCCCGCUUGGUGUGAUAGAAUUUUAUGGUAUGGUAGAGGACUCCAUCAAAUGUCAUACGUUCGUGGUGAAUCAAAAUUUUCAGAUCAUAGGCCCGUUUAUAGCAUUUUUUUAGCAGAAGUUGAAUCUAUAAACCGUAACAGAAUCAAGAAAAAUACAAGUAGUUCUUCAAGGAUUGAAGUUGAAGAGCUACUGCCAUUCUCUCGAAGAUAUGGUGAUCAUGAUUUAUACUAAGCAUACACUUUGCAUUGAUAGCAAACAUUUUGGAUUUCUUGAAGAAAUAGAAGAAAUCAAGUUUACAUUAUGCCUAAUUUUACACACCUGGAUUUUCUAACAAGAACUCGUGUCUCAUGAUGAUUCAUUCGCAAUCAAUGUAAAACCAAAAGUGUUUGCUGUUGGUUCUUCAGAAUAGGAUCAAAGGCCUCAAAAGUGUUUUCACAUGAGUACACAUCAUUCUUUUGAAAUUCCCAAGUCUUGAUCAAUGCUGUUACAAACUUGCACAUUGUGGAUUAACAGUUGUACAUUUCUGCUUCAAAAUGAGGGACAGAAAUGGGGCUUGAAGCUUUUGUUGCUUGGUUUGAGGGGGUUGAUGGAUUUAUACUGAAAAGGUGAAAUUUUUACUGAAAAAGUAAAAGUUAAAGAUUAUUGAUUGUGUCACUGAUAUUUCAUUUUCUUUUUGGCUGUAAAUAACAGUAAAAAAAUAAAGAGAAAAAAAAACAUAUAUAUAUAUUCCACUUUGUUAUUAGAAUGUCAGUGUUUGGGUCUGUUGAUGUACGUUGUUAUCUUUAUU
This is a messenger RNA of Erigeron canadensis, 2299 nucleotides long. Its product is annotated as type I inositol polyphosphate 5-phosphatase 4-like. Lineage: Eukaryota; Viridiplantae; Streptophyta; Magnoliopsida; Asterales; Asteraceae. Gene Ontology annotation, molecular function: inositol-polyphosphate 5-phosphatase activity; phosphatidylinositol-3,4,5-trisphosphate 5-phosphatase activity; phosphatidylinositol-4,5-bisphosphate 5-phosphatase activity. Bases 61 to 1743 code for a protein of 560 amino acids. Gene Ontology annotation, biological process: phosphatidylinositol dephosphorylation. The record is from RefSeq and is a predicted model, not a curated record. The transcript is spliced from 13 exons.